Molecule: messenger RNA, 3321 nt
Organism: Physcomitrium patens
Lineage: Eukaryota; Viridiplantae; Streptophyta; Bryopsida; Funariales; Funariaceae
Biological process (GO): regulation of mRNA splicing, via spliceosome
Cellular component (GO): spliceosomal complex
Molecular function (GO): RNA binding
Source: RefSeq, a predicted model, not a curated record
GCCCUACUCGCAUGGAGCGUGUUCUCAUGCUCCUGCUCCUCCUCCUGCUUCAGCUCGACAUCUCCGCCCCAUUCCUUCACCUCCUCUCGCCGACUCCCCUCCUAGUUGCUGCUAGAGCGUCAGUUAUCGGGCGUGCAUUGUGGCUUCCCAUCGUUUGCCCUUCUUGCAUUGGAAGAAGCACCAUCACAGCGGUCCUCUCUUGACUUCACAAUGUCGGGCGGUUUCUUUCGAAUUGAGUAGUGCUUGCGCUGUGAUUUGGUGCGGUUGGGAAAUAUGCUUGUGUUCGUGAUGCGCCUCGUUUUUUCUUCCUUCAGAACUGCUGAUACCAGGCCCUUGCCUACUUGUUCGAGCUGCGGUGCUUCCAUUUUUUUGGGCUACACACAUUUCGUUUGUCCCACAAUGGGAACGUCUGCGGACCAGGAUACGCGUUUUUCAAAUAAAAUGAAGAAAUUGCUGAAGUCCCAAAAAUUUGCACCAGAGCUUGAUGUAAUGAUCGAUACCUCCAAGGUCCAAAUGGAUGUCAUAAAACCUUGGGUCGCUAUUAGAGUGACGGAGUUACUCGGAUUUGAAGAUGAGGUUCUAAUCAAUUUUAUAAAUGGUAUGCUUGAAGAAAAGAAUGUAGAUGGAAAACAUGUUCAGAUUCAGCUUACAGGCUUCAUGGAGAAAAAUACGGGAAAGUUUAUGAAAGAGCUUUGGAGUUUGUUAAUAAGUGCACAGUCCAAUGUGAGUGGUAUCCCACAGCAAUUUUUGGACCAAAAGGCUGAAGAAACUCGGCUGAAGAAGGUCGAAUCCGAGCGCAUUGCAGCAGAACUUCAGCGCAAGAGAGAUCUGGACAAGCUAGUUGAAGAGGAGCGGCAACGUGAGAAAGAUGCUGCGGCUGAAGCUGCAAAGAUUGCUGGGGGUGCUAAGGGGUUAGCAGACAAUGACCGGGACUCUAAACAUUCUGAUGACAGAAGAACAUCGCGGGGGAAUGGGAUUCUUAGAAAAUCGGUUAGCAAAAGUCGAUCUCCACCUGGCCGGAGUUAUAGCCGGCGACAACGUUCCAGACAUUCAUUAGACUCCAGUCUGUCCAGGUCACCAGUAAGAAGUCCGCUCAGGAGACGAGCAGAUUCCCGUAGUGUUUCUCGAUCACCUCGGCGACGAAGGAGAUCUAUAUCACGUAAUCGACCCUCUCGUGUUUCAAGAGUUGUACACUCUCCUGUGAGGCGGAGCUACUCACGAUCACCGAUUAGGAGAAGAAAAUCUCCACCUACAUAUAGGUCACCUGUGCGGCGUCGUUAUGCGUCACGGUCUCCACCUCCACGAAGGUCCCCAAGUUAUUCCCUCUCACCUGUGCCACGAAGGCGGGCCAGGAGUCCUUAUCGUCGGAGUAGAGCGGAUAUAAGGAAAGAAUAUUGGAGUCCUGAAAGAGUGGAUCGUCCUCGAGUGAGGGAAGGACGUAGUAGCGUUUCUCCAGUUUUUCGUGGAUCAGAAUUAUCUCCAAAGCCAUCCGUCACCAACCGACGGCCUACUGGUUUUGGAGUUAAAGCGUCUCCUGUCGAUGGUGAUGAUGAGGAAUUGGGCACGGACAGAGAUGCAAGGGGCAGCAUGGGAGACAAACGUGCGUUUCGUGAUGAAGAAGAGAAAAAGACUAGGGCUUCUGAUCGAGAAGCCAGAAAAGUUUCUGAAGAGAGGAGAUUGUAUAGUGACGUGAAAGAGCGGAAGGUAGGGUCUGACAGAGUUUUCAGAAAUAAAAAAGAGAAGUGGUCCCACGAUGGCUUAAACGAUGAAAACGAAGAAUCUCGGAGAGGUGGCAGGGAUGUAGUUGAAGAGAGGAGUCAAAAGAAUGAAUUGGAGAACAGGAGGACUGAGUUGGAUAGGUCCGCGAGGGAAACUAGAGAAAAGUGGGCUCAUAACGACUCUCAGGAGUGGCAGAGGGAGGUCACAAGAGGUAUGGGUGGGGUAUCGGGUGAAAAACGUCCGCACAGUGUAAUUGAACGCAACACUGAUGUCGACAGGGUUGGACGUUAUAAUCUCGUGGAGGACAGGUUUGACAAUGAUAUGGGAAGAAGGCUCGAGGAUAGAAUCGGCGGUAGUGGGAAGCGUGACAUGGAUAUGCGGAGAGAGGAUCGCAACUACAGUGAUUGGAGGGACAGGUCCACUGGGAGAGAAAGAAGCCCCUUCUCAGAGAAGCAGCAGGCAUCCAAGGAUACACGGAGGGCGAGGAAAACAGUUGAGCUAUCGCAGAGUCCUGGUAAAGAAAGGAGGGAAGACCAUGGGCGGCGAUCUAUUGCGCUUGAUAAUAAUGACUCGGAUAGUCUUAAGGAGAAGUUUUUGAAGAAAUCUAGAAUACAAGAGGCUAAGGACGGUGGGGCUACUAGGGAGGAUGACCAAGAUGACUUAUCACCAAGGGAAACCGAGGAAAAACGCAAGGAGGAAAAACGGCGUAGGAAAGAAGAGAAAAGGCUUCGCAGAGACGAAAGGCAUAAAAGGAAAAGGGAGAAGCAGAGGCGGAAAGACGAAAAACGUGCAAUGAAGACCGAAGCUGACAAUGGGGAGGAGAAAAGGAGAAGUCCUGAAGGAAAGGAGCAUAGUGACGAAGAGCACUCUGAAUAUGAUCAGAAGCAGCUAGAGGAUAAACUGCGGCAUGAAGCCCUAGAGUCACUGCGUGCCAAGAAGGCCAUAUCUCACUAAUGCUCUUGUUUUUGGAAGAUGUUUUUACCACAGUGAUGAGGUGUAUCAUGUAUGGUUGGCAGACUGUAUCUUGAGCUAUGAGGUUCAGAUAUGAAGAACUGUGACUUGUGGAUCGUGUCAGUUUAAUAGGAAGGCAAAAUAGCCUUUCUUUUUUGUUGGUUUAUCUUCUUACUGAAUGUCCAUGCUGGGCGGCAGGACCUUGACCACAUUCGGAACCUGAUCAAUCUGGAGAGGGCUUUAAAUAUCGAAGAUAAAAAAGUGGCACCGUUGCUGGUAAUAUUUGCUGGCUCUUGCAUGCAGUUCAUUUUUGUGUACAGGACCAUCACAAUUUGGUUUCUUCCUUGUGACCUCUGUGGCCUACUCACUGAAGGCAUAUCUAUGUUUUUUUAAGUGCAGCUUCGGUUGGAUACUGCAAGAACCUAUCCUUAUUUGCCAGCCAGCCUCCCGCAGGACAUAUACAGUUGCCCUUUCACUUUUUUUGUUAGUUGCUAGGCUCGCUUGGUUGAGAAAUAGCUGAGACUUGGCCCAGGUGAGGUUGUUGCUAGUCCUGAUGGUCGUCUGCAUCUGGCAAUCAGCAUGGCUGUUUGUAGUGGACACUCGUCUACGUUUCACUUUUUUCAUUAAUGCACAAUUGAUUUGCCUCUCAUC